AUGGCGGACGCAUUAAAAGCUGCUGGCAAUAAAGCCAUUGCAGAGAAGAAUUUCGACGAGGCUGUCGAAAAAUUCACCGAAGCUAUUGCUAUCGAACCAGAAAACCACAUCCUAUACUCCAAUAGAUCGGCUGCAUAUGCUUCAAAACGAGACUUUGAAAACUCCUUGAAGGAUGCUGAAAAGUGUACGAGUAUUAAGCCUGACUGGGCCAAGGGAUGGGGCAGAGUUGGUACUGCUAAGCAAAGUUUGGGAGAUCUUUUGGGAGCGCAUGAUGCUUACGAAGAGGCUUUGAAGCUUGAUGCAAAUUAUGCGGUUGCUACCAAGGGUUUGGCACAAGUCAAGAAAUCCAUCGAUGCAGAGGCUAAAGCAGAUGGUGUAAAGGGUGAUCCAACAGAAGGACUAGGAAAUAUGUUCAGUGAUCCUCAACUCAUCAAUAAAUUAGCAGCGAACUCAAAGACCGCCCAAUUCCUUUCAGACCCAACCUUCAUGUCAAAACUUCAACAAAUCAAGUCCAACCCAGGCAAUACUCAAGAACUUUUCUCAGAUCCACGUAUGAUUCAAGUCUUGGGUGUCCUGAUGGGUGUCGACAUGUCUUUCGCCGAUUCGGGUGCUUUUGGUGGCGCUCCAGGUGCUGAGGGUGCUUCCGCGCCUAAGGAGGCUGAGGAAGAUAUCGCAAUGCCAGAUGUACGUCCAAGCUCGCAAGAACCACAAGCCAAGAAAGCCAAGACCGAGCCAGAACCGGAGCCAGAGGAUGAGGAGGCUGCCGAAAAGAAGAAGGCAAAGGCCGAGGCCGACGAGGAAAAGAGACUUGGUACCGAACAGUACAAGAAGAAAAACUUUGAUGAGGCGAUUGCACAUUACAGCAAGGCUUGGGAAAUCUACAAGGAUAUCACAUAUCUUAACAACCUUGGUGCUGCAUAUUUCGAAAAGGGAGAGUAUGAAGAGGCCAUUAAAGCAUGUGAGAAGGCUGUUGAAGAGGGACGAGAAAUUUACGCCGAUUUCAAGAUGAUCGCUAAAUCAUACGCCCGUAUCGGAACUUCUUAUGAGAAGAUUGGAGAUCUGUCAAAAGCCAUUGAGAACUACAACAAGUCGCUCACCGAACAUCGUACCCCUGACGUCGUCAACAAGCUCCGUGCCGCAGAGAAGAACAAGAUUGAUAGUGCCAGAAAGGCUUACAUCGAUCCAGCAAAGGCUGAAGAGGCUCGUGAACUCGGAAACCAAAAGUUCAAGGAGUCAGAUUGGCCUGGAGCAGUCGAGGCUUAUAGUGAGAUGAUUAAGCGUGCUCCCGAGGAUCCAAGAGGUUACAGUAACCGUGCAGCUUCUUUCAUCAAGCUUCUUGAAUUCCCUUCUGCUUUGGAAGAUUGCGACAAGGCAAUCUCCAAGGAUUCUAAGUUUGUCAGAGCAUACAUCCGAAAAGCACAAGCAUACUUUGGCAUGAGAGAUUACUCCAAAUCUCUUGAUGCUUGUAACGAAGCUAGCGAGGCUGAUGUUUCAAAGGCCAAUGCUAGAGAAAUUGAGCAGCAACAGCAGAAGGCUGUUACUGCCAUGUACAGUGCCAGAGAGAAUGAGACUGAGGAACAGACUAAGGAGAGACUUUCAAGAGACCCUGAGAUCCAAAGAAUCAUGGGUGAUCCAGUCAUGCAAAGCAUUCUCCAACAAGCUCAAAACGACCCCGCCGCUCUUCAAGAACACAUGAAGAAUCCACAAAUCAGAUCCAAGAUCCAACAACUCAUCGCUGCCGGUGUCAUUCGUGUAGGAAGAUGA
This is a messenger RNA of Botrytis fragariae, 1764 nucleotides long. RefSeq names its product putative heat shock protein sti1 protein. NCBI's taxonomy places the organism in Eukaryota, Fungi, Ascomycota, Leotiomycetes, Helotiales, Sclerotiniaceae. The record is from RefSeq and is a predicted model, not a curated record. Bases 1 to 1764 code for a protein of 587 amino acids. Gene Ontology annotation, molecular function: Hsp90 protein binding. The transcript is spliced from 4 exons.